AUGAAUACAGUUAUUGAAUAAAAUAAAUUAAAGAACUUAGCAUCUUAUAUAAAUGAAGAGGAAAAGAAAUUUUAAAAGCAUUUAGAAAAGACAGAAAAAACAAAUUAAAAAAGAAUUGAUCUUGAAGAAGAAAUUCAUAAAAUUUAAUUAGAAAUCAUAAGUAUAGUAUAGUAAUUCUAUAGUUAGAGUAAAAUCAUUUAAAAGAAAAAGCAGAGAAACUUCAAAAGGAUUAUCCUUCACUAAUAGAAGAUAAACAACAUGAGCUUAUUAAUUUACAAAAAGAUCUAGCAUUAGCUACUGCUGCUAAAAAAGUAAAAUUUUAUAGAAACAUAGGCAGCUUAAUAAGAAUAUGAUAUAUAAAUUAAACAUUUAUAGUAAUAGAUUGCUGAGUUAAAAAGGGAAAAAUAAGAUUUGAAAAGAGAAAAUUUAGGAAAAUAAGAAAAAUAAACAGUAUUGAGAAAUGAUUUAUAAAAAUUUGGAAAAGCAUUACAAAGUAGAGAAAAACCACCAAUUGAAUAUAAAAUUUAUAGUUCUUCUGGAGGUUUUGGAUCACUUUAUUAACCUUAAGAAUAACAAUAGUAUUAAAAUAUGCUUUAUUGA
Paramecium sonneborni is the source of this 600-nucleotide messenger RNA. Lineage: Eukaryota; Ciliophora; Oligohymenophorea; Peniculida; Parameciidae. The record is from the annotation of a GenBank genome assembly.